AUGUCAUCUCCAUUGGGAAUUCAUGCGAGAAAACACUUCGAAUUCAUUUGUCAGGCAAAAAUUUCCACAAGAACUAAAUAUACAGGUACAUUGAUACCAUUGUUCACAUGUACAGACACAAACUACUCAUUGAUAAUGCGCGACUAUACAGAUAUACUGAAUAUGAGAGAAGAAUUGAACUUAUUAAACAGAUCUGUUCACAGUUUGCUAAAAAGACUUGUGCCUCCAUACAUUUCUGAUAUAAUGACUAACAACCACAUGAAAGACGUAUUUGUCUCUCAUGAAUCUGCAGUUGCAGCGAUGUGUUUGAAACCAAGUCAAGAAAUUGUUUCUCAAGAUAGUGAUCUUCUUGAUGAUUGUGAUAUAACACAAGUCUGUAUCUCAAUUGUCGACAAAGUACUUGGUAGUUAUCAAGAUAUUUCAAGAAUCAGAACAUUUAACGGAAACUUUUUAUUUGUUACAUCAUUAUUCAAUGAUGAUGAGAAAACUGAUAAGGUGACAUACUUACUCUCAUUCCUGGAAGAAGCUGUCGCAGAAAUUAACAAAUAUAUGAUGUUCAAAAUGCUUGUUUCAUGCACAAUAUCCUACGGAGGACCUAUUUAUGCAUGUAUAACAGGCAUUUCCAAGACAAUGUUCGAUGUUUUAGGCAAUGAAUUGACUGAAUGCUUCGACAACCUUGAUAUUGUUCCCCCAGGUAAGAUUAUUUUUACAAGUGAAGCAUAUGAUAGGAUGAAAGAUCACUCAAUAUCAAGUCAAUUCAUACCGCCAAGGCAGUUGAAGAAAAAAGUUUAUAUAAUGAACAAUUAUUUAGGAAUGAAUUUCAAUAGUGUAUCACCUGAGUUGUAA
Messenger RNA from Trichomonas vaginalis G3, 846 nucleotides. Its product is annotated as guanylate cyclase protein. The record is from RefSeq and is a predicted model, not a curated record. Bases 1 to 846 code for a protein of 281 amino acids. Lineage: Eukaryota; Parabasalia; Trichomonadida; Trichomonadidae. The transcript has a single exon.